Molecule: messenger RNA, 598 nt
Organism: Didymella exigua CBS 183.55
Lineage: Eukaryota; Fungi; Ascomycota; Dothideomycetes; Pleosporales; Didymellaceae
Exons: 2
Source: RefSeq, a predicted model, not a curated record
AUACACAGCAGGUUAGACUAUAAGACAAUUGUAACCUCUGUCACUACUUCCACACCUAGUACUCUACACCUAGACUACAUUCCAGAUCCGCGUGCAGCACAGGAUGCAGCAGAACUAGACAACUAUGUCGCGCUGCUGACAGAGACUGUGCAGCACUCUAUACAAACAGCAGGCAAGCUUAACCACAAGGAAGGACGCGCUGCGCUGUAGUAGACUAAGGAGUGAAAGACUGCUUAUUAAGCCUACAAGCGCGCUUAGCAAACCUGCCUAGGUAGACCUCUCCUUAAAGAAACACAAGCCUUUAAGAGUACAGUUUAAUAGGCUAAAAGGUAGUACUAGAGGCAUAUUAUUAAUAGUGCUAAGGAUAACAAGGACCUAUUUAAGGUUAUUGCCUAGCAUAAGCUUACACUAGAGAACUAGGACACUCCUCUUAUUAUAGACAACAGGACAAUAUCUAACCCCCUAGAGAAGGCUAAGGCACUUAGACAGGAAGUCCUUAAUUAGUACACAGCAGAUAACAAUCUUAGCCACCACCCAGAUCAGGAGACUGCGGCCCCUCUCCUGUAGAGCACGCACAUCUCACUAGAGGAGUCAGAGC